This is a messenger RNA of Mycena indigotica, 906 nucleotides long. RefSeq names its product Aldo-keto reductase. Gene Ontology annotation, molecular function: oxidoreductase activity. Lineage: Eukaryota; Fungi; Basidiomycota; Agaricomycetes; Agaricales; Mycenaceae. The coding region runs from base 1 to 906 and encodes 301 amino acids. The transcript is spliced from 9 exons. The record is from RefSeq and is a predicted model, not a curated record.
AUGGCAGCGUGGGAUUGUUUAGAGAGAGAAUCUCUACAACUCCGUCAUCUUCUCCAAGUUGCCCUCAUGGUCCUCAGCUCACAGUCAACUCUCGAACUGUCGGACGGCAAUCGGAUUCCACUGCUUGGCUUCGGAACAUACGAGCUGGAUGGCAUGGAAGCCUACAAUGCCGUGACAUGGGCCCUCGAAGCAGGAUAUCGCCAUAUUGAUUCAGCCACCUGGUAUGAGAAUGAGAAGGAAUGUGGGACGGCCAUCUUGGACUUCUGCAAGUCGACAGGCACCCCUCGUUCUGCCAUCUUUUAUACGACAAAGCUCAAAUUGAACGAUGGAUACGAUGCUACCCUCAAAGCGAUCGACUUCUCACUCGACCAGUGUGGUCUCGGUUACAUCGACCUUUAUCUUAUACAUGGACCCAUUGGUGGCAAAACCGCUCGAACAGAGUGUUGGCGAGCCAUUUGUGAUGCCCAAAAGGAGGGAAAACUGAGGAGUAUCGGCGUUAGCACCUUUGGGGUCCGCCAUCUAAAAGAAAUUCUCGAUAUGGGCCUCGCAAUUCCAACUGUCCACCAGAUCGACCUCCAUCCCUUCAUGGCCCGCACAGAGAUUGUCAAGAUUUGCAAAGAAAACCAUAUCGCCUUGGAGGCAUGGGCCCCUCUCGUUCGCGGCUUGCGAUUCAACCAUCCAGUCAUCCAGAAAAUAGCGACAAAAUACCACAAACAACCUGCUCAGGUUCUCUUGCGCUAUUCUCUUCAAAAGAACUAUGUGGCGAUUCCCAAGUCCUCCUCGAAGACUCGGAUUGUCGCGAACCUCGACAUUUUUGACUUCGAGCUUGAAGAAGGGGAGAUGCUUGAUUUAGAUCAAUUAGAUGAAGGGCUGGUAACAGACUGGGACCCAACAGGCUGCCCAUAG